AUGGCAUUCUGCAAUUACCAUGGCUGGUCGCAUCAAGAAAACAAAGCUGAAGAAGGCCCACAACUCUCUUUACAAGGUAUCCAAGCGCAAUGCCGGGCCACUCAACGGCCACGGCGCCUCUGCCCUCCGACUCGCUCUCUCCCGUACUACCUCGGCGACCUCGACCGUGCCACCGACAACCGCGGCAGUUCCGACUCGAGUGGCCUCAACGGCUGCUCCGGCAACCUCCACGGCGGGUCCGCCGAGUGGGUCGCGGCUGGAAUACCUUGCUUCGUCACUGUACCGCGAGUCGCGGGCCAUUCGAGCCCACGGCGCCGCGAGCGACGGCAUGUCGGCGUCUGCUAUGGCUGUUUUUUGGACCAUGUCGCUCAGUUCACAGAAGACGCGGCCGAUGCUUUCAGCCUCAUGCUCUCGCAGCACACAGCCGCGUCGGAAGGCGCCGUCUCAGCGUGCUGCAACGCAAUGCCCUCGGCCACGAAGCGAUGCGCGAUGCGUCGAGACUCAUGCCCCUACCGAAAGACGGGCAAGCACGUCGAUAGCGCCACGUCGCCGCCUCCAAGUGCUGCACCAAAGGACCGCGAAGCAAGGGCCUGUGAGAGGAGCCGGCACACGUGCCGCCAUCACAAUCCAGCGUACGGCCGCUUCGUUCGCGAGCUGCACGGCGAUUCGGGCGGUAGCCCACGUGCACGCGGGGCAUACGUCGAGGUCGACCACGGGAGGAGCAGGAAGGAAGCGAUCGCUCGUCUCCAUGCCCACGACGAGAACCAGUUCAAAACGAGACACUCCUCGGGCCUUACGAACCAGCGCGUCACGGUCUUCGAAUGCAUCACGCAUGCGAACUGCGGACGACGGGGUCGCGUGGUGGCGACCGAGUCUGCUACUCGGUUUGCCGUCGAGUUUACGGGCACACACAGUACCGAGUUCUCGAUGCUCGUCCGUCAAGGCAUCAACCCAUCGAUCCGCGACGAAGUCGACUUGCUGCUCGUCGGUGGCAUGGAGCACCCCCACACAUCAAGAUCGAGCACCUAG
This is a messenger RNA of Saprolegnia parasitica CBS 223.65, 1029 nucleotides long. RefSeq lists its product as hypothetical. The record is from RefSeq and is a predicted model, not a curated record. Bases 1 to 1029 code for a protein of 342 amino acids. NCBI's taxonomy places the organism in Eukaryota, Oomycota, Saprolegniomycetes, Saprolegniales, Saprolegniaceae. The transcript has 3 exons.